GUUUGCAGUUCACCCACAUACGCGUGUGGGUUAUAAACCGGGUCUCCGGAGCUGUGGGUGGGAAGCCGGGAAACUGGUCAACACCUUCUGCUGCCUGUAUGGCCAGCCGCUUCGUUCUAAUAGAAAACAUAAGGGAUAGUAGACCAGGCAAGAUGAGUGAGGCUGUCGAAGAGGAGGUGUUGCUGCCUCGACACAUCAAGUACGCGAAGAGAAUAAUGGGAGUCCUCCCUACUGAGACACAGGGCCUGGACACUAGCAGAAUGACUAUCCUGUUCUUUGGUGUGUCUGGACUGGAUGUGCUGGACGGACUGAGUGAGGUCAGCUGCCAGGACAAGGCAGACAUGGUGGACUGGAUAUACGCUCAGCAAAUAUUGCCCAACAAGUCUCAUAGCAACCUCUACCAGUGUGGUUUUAGAGGAGGCAGUUUUAUUGGCGCUCCCUACCAGCCAACCUCCAGUCAGAAUGAGGUGAACAUCUCCUACAAUACAAGCCACAUUGCCAUGACGUACACAGCAUUAGCCUCACUACUGGUGCUAGGUGAUGACCUCUCCCGUGUCAACAGAGAGGGUGUGUUAGCUGGAGUGAGACACCUUCAACAAAAGGACGGUAGCUUCUGCUCUACGGCCGAGGGUACAGAGAACGACAUGCGGUUUGUAUACUGUGCCUGCUGUGUCUGUUACAUGCUCAAUGAUUGGAAGGGAAUGGACGUCGUCAAGGCUGCAGAGUUUAUUAAAACCAGUCAGAGCUAUGAUCAUGGGAUAGCACAAGGACCAUUAUUGGAGUCUCAUGGAGGCUCUACAUUCUGUGCAAUUGCGUCUCUCUCAUUGAUGGGCAGGUUGGACUCCACCUUCUCACCUGCUGAGCUGGAGAGACUCAAGAAGUGGUGCAUUCGGAGACAGCAGACUGGCUUCAAUGGCCGUCCCAACAAACCCGUUGACACAUGCUACUCAUUCUGGGUUGGAGCUUCUUUGAAACUGCUUGGGAUUGGCUCUUUGGUGGACAGUGCUUGGAACAGACGCUACAUCCUCUCUACUCAGUGCAGCAUCACUGGAGGGUUCUCAAAAUGGCCAGAAUGUCAUCCUGACCCCCUGCAUACGUACCUGGGACUGUGUGGCCUGUCCCUCAAUGGAGAGAAGGGGGUGUGUCCCAUACACGCUGCACUCAACAUAUCGCAGAGGGCUGCAGACUGGCUAAAGACUCUACAUACAAACACCUAACUCUAUUAUUAUACAACAACUUUUUGUGCUAAAAUUUAAUCAGUUUUGAAUUAUUAUAAA
Halichondria panicea is the source of this 1277-nucleotide messenger RNA. RefSeq names its product geranylgeranyl transferase type-1 subunit beta-like. Gene Ontology annotation, biological process: protein geranylgeranylation. The transcript is spliced from 8 exons. Gene Ontology annotation, cellular component: CAAX-protein geranylgeranyltransferase complex. Lineage: Eukaryota; Metazoa; Porifera; Demospongiae; Suberitida; Halichondriidae. Gene Ontology annotation, molecular function: CAAX-protein geranylgeranyltransferase activity. The record is from RefSeq and is a predicted model, not a curated record. The coding region runs from base 99 to 1217 and encodes 372 amino acids.